AUGAGAGAAAGUAAACCAAAUAUUGUCGAUAGUAGAGGCAGUGAUAAUUCUAGAGAUGUGGAACUGCUUGCUAUUUUGGAAAGAGAAGAGAAACAAUAUCCCAUGUGGUGGUCGCACGACAGCAUCAUGCGCACCUUCUACCACCUCCCGAACAAGGCUCUAUGGAAUUGCUACAUUUGCGCCAUAGUCCUGGUAGCGUUGGUCCUGGUGGCCACAGUCAAGCUGAAGGGAUCUCUCGUGGACUGGAUAUAUAACGUGUCAUAUACGAUUCAUGUAUUGGCCAUUCUGUGCCAAGUGCUGGGACGGUUGCAGUAUUCGUAUAUCGAUUUUUGGACCGCUGUUAGUUUUCUGAUGGAUCUGUUCACGUAUUCUCACUACAUGGUGCAAACGGGUGAUUUUGAGCUCUAUGAGAUUCUCUGCUAUUACAUGCGCCUGCACAGACCGUUGAGAUAUCUCUGGUCGUUAAACAACGAGAGUAUGAAGGGAAGUGUUUUGGGCACUACACUGAAGUACUGCUACAUAUUCCUUGUGUUGAGAGUGACAUGGGCUCUCAUCUGGUUACGCUUGGGCAUCUUUUCAGAUGUAUAUAAUAGAGAAAGAAAAGCCAAUGUGCGACAGCUUUAUAAACCAGGAAAGAAACAAGCGAGCGAACCAAUACAGUUCAUAAUCGUCUUUUAUAUUUUGAAUAAGAUGUUUAUACCAAUUGGGACAUCUGUAUUACCAAUGAAUGACGGGGAACGCAUCGCGUCCCUACUAGUUAUGCUGACCGGAUGCUUUGUGGUGACGGGGGUGGCGGUGGCCUCUCUAUCCCUGGUCAUAAGCCUGUAUAUGAGACCAGAGGAAACUUUCCGGUCGAGAUAUAGACUGAUUAUGAAGGAAAUGAAAGACUCCCACGUUCCACCAGGCCUGCGUCACAAAGUGGAGACGUUUUAUAAGAUGUACUGGCAUAAACAGCGCGCAGUGUCUGCCACACGACUGCUGCCGAUAUUUCCGCCUACCCUCGUUGCCACCAUUUAUACCGAUAUUUACUUUAGGGCUACGCAAAAGAGUCGUAUUCUACGCGAGCUUUCAUAUCAGUUCUUAUCAGAAUUGGCGAAGAAAAUGCAAACGAUUCACUACAUACCCGGCGAUGCUAUAAUAAAGAGAAAUACUAAGAAAUCCUCUAUUAUUUACGUUACUUAUGGUGAUGUAGAGAUGUUAACAGCAGAAGACGACUCGACAGCGAUACUACGCAUGACGCGCGGCACGAUCCUUUCCCCAUACGCAGGGUGCGUGGCGGCGUGCGGGCGUGCGCACGUGGACAUCCGCGCCGCGACCUUCUGCGUCGCGCACGUACUGCACGCGGCCGAGCUGUGGAGGACGGCGCUGCGGUACGGCCAGGGCAGCGUUAUACUGGGCGCGUUCUAUGAUCAUUUCGAGAGAGUCAAACGGCACUAUUUGUGGAAAAAUCCUGAAGUUGCACCAUUCAAGAGCAGUAUUUUGCAUUUCAAAAGGAAAUUGUUAGAGUUGAAAAAAGCUAAGGAUGAGAACGAAUUGCCUCAGCUUGCGAAGACAGACGUGAUGAUGGAAAUUGCUGGAUCUUAUGUGAUGAGAAAUAGGGCAGACGCAUCACUCACGGAGGAAUCCGACGCCAUAUGCCUCCGCACGACGUUUCCUUGCAUCCUGCAGCCAUCAUCCUCGCUGCUGGUGGCCUGGCACUCGUUCGUCACUUGCUUGAUAGUAGCUGUUUGUAUUACUCAUCCGUACUAUAUGGUGUACAAGAAAGAGAUUCCAAUAGGAUUCCGAUUCUACGACUACGCUGUGACCACCGUUUUCAUAUUCGACCUAAUAGUCCACCUGUCCACUGGAGAUAAUGUUGAAGAUGGUGUACCAAUAACUCUUGCGCAAACAGCAUCCCAGCAGGCACGAAGCCGUUGGUUCCUUCUCGAUGUGCUUGCUACUUUACCCAUUUUUGAGUUCAUAAAAGAUGGCCAUUUUGCUGGAAUGAACAAAGUCGCUCGAUUACAUAAGGUGUUCCGCAUGCUAAAGGCGGUGGAGGACGAGUGCGUGUACCACAGCAACCUGCUGCGCUUCUUCUCAUAUUCUUUGCUGCUUCUGAUCGCCUGCUACUUGCUAGCCGCCCUGCAGCAGGGCUUUAUGUGCUAUGGUUUCGGCUACUGCCUCGUGAAGAAUAUAACACACUCGCCAUUCUGGAAAGCUGAGCCACUGGACGAUACAGUCGAGAGCAGACUCACGUUCAGCCUCUACUGGUCCAUAUCAAUGAUUACUUUUACAUCACAUAUGGAAGAUGUCGGCCCUGGGAAUGAAGAAAAUGUUAUCUACAUCAUGCUGGUACUCGAGCUGUGUAUAGUUUUACACAUCUUCAUGGAAGCUGUCUAUUCUGCUACUAUUAUGGUCACUACUGCUAUGAGGGAGAAUUAUGACGCAUGUAUUGAAAAUGUGACAAACUUUUUGAGACGUAAUGAGGUCGAACCAAUUCUGAUACACCGCUUCAAAUCUUAUUUGGAACUCUGCUGGUAUACCGAUAAGGCAUAUUCUAUGACAAAUAAGAGGAAGUCGAUAUUCCACGACUUGCCACCACACGUGCACCAGGACAUCGUAACGAGGCAGAGGAGUAAAUAUAUGCUGUGCAUACCGUUUAUGAAGUUCCUUCAUAAAGAGGAAUUGAAAACCAUAUCGUCAAACGCGCGGCUCUUCUGUUCGUGUCCAAAUGAAAUACUUCUGAGCACUGGGGACAUGUCGAAUGAGAUGUACGUCAUCAAGCAGGGCAUUUGUGAGGUACUGUGUCCAGUUACCAAGACGGUGGUUGGAGAGUUAUCUGCCAGAAAUCAUUUUGGAGUCGUCGCUUGUUUAUUGCGAUUACCAACCUUUUACACAAUUCGAGCAGUGACGCACGUGCAAGUAUUUUCUCUAUCACGGAAGUAUUUACUGAACGCUAUCGAGAUACCCCAAAUAAAGGAUGCCAUUGAUCACGUCAAAGAAUUGCCUGAAUACGAGUAUUUACAAACCCCGUUCCCACCCUUCGUUUGGUACGAGCCCGCGCCACCCACGCCUUGUGUGGAGCGCUUCCCAUUGCCGAGGAAACAUGAGAAAGAUUUCGCGUUCCUGCAUCCUUUUAAUAGACUUGGCUUCUUGUCUGUUCUGAGAUACAUCUUCCCACGCUUCACGAUCCGCCCUGACGGGCCGUACCUCGCCCGCUACGAGUGGCUGCGCGCCGCGUGCGCGCUGCUCAGCGCCGCGCUGUUCCCCGCGUACGCGUACCUGAAGGAGUAUUGGGGCUUCGUCGAGACCGUGGGCAACGUGCUCGACCUAGCCGCUUAUUUGGAUAUAUUGCAACGAAUCCUCGUGGGCUACUACAACGAAAAGGGCUUGCUGGUGUACCACCCCGCGAGCACGGCCGCUCACUAUUUGAAGGGCACCUUCCUGAUUGACCUGCUUGCCUGUCUGCCACUUGAAAAACUGGAGCUGAACGUUAAGGAAACGUAUGAGGGUCAAUACCAUCUGCGGCCCAUGUCACAGUACUUGUGUCUGAACCGUUUGAUCCAGCUCUACCGGACGCCCAGUGCACUCAUCAGCCUUAAGGGAUAUGUUCGACGGGACAUUAUUAUUGUUUUGAAAGCGAUUCCGCCGUUUCUGGCACUAUUGAACGUGCUGACCUGCCUCAUCAUCUUUAACUCUGUCAAACUGCUUGAGUCUAAAGAGGGCAAAAAGUUCAUACCUUUCAAUGACGAUGGUGGAUCAAUAUUGAAUUUGAAUACAGUCCGUUUCAACAUAACCGAGAAUCCUUGGAACCUGCACUUGGCGUCGUACUUCUGGGCGGUGUACGAGACCACCAGCACGGGUUACGGCACGUUCAACCCGACCAACUUCUCGCUGAUGAGAAUUCUUAUCGCUGGCAUGAUUAUUGGAGCGAUGAUAACAACAUACUUCUCUGUGCGGAUAAUCAGCACGCGCUCGAACGUCAACAAGUCGCUGGCGUCAUUCCAGCAGCACAUUAAGGACAUCGCUCGGUUCAUGAAGCGGGAGAACUUGGACCCCCGGCUUAAGAAACAAGUGCUCGAGUAUUACAAGCACAAGUGGGAUAGAAUGGCGGGCAUGGACUACCGGAAAGUGCUGAAACUGUGCGAUCAAAUUACAUUACGCACGGAUGCUAUAUUACACAUCUAUGGCCCUACGUUCUCUAAGUGUCCCAUAGUGAAUAAAUGUGAAGUAUCGUUAUUACGUAUGAUCGGUCGAGCUGUGCGCACGCUACAUUUCCUAAAAGACACUAAAAUUAUUUCCCGCGACGAUGUCGUCACAGACCUGUAUUUCGUUGACCAGGGCGUGCUUGAAGUACGAUAUGAAGAUAUGGAGAGUGUUCAGUUGGGGAAAGGAAGCAUUUUUGGGAACUUAAGCUAUGUGGAAUCUAAUCGAUCCCCAGUGGAAAUAAUAUCAAUCAGCCAAGUUCAUCUUCUCCAUAUAAAUACAUUAAUAUUCCAUGGUAUUAUUGCUGAUUUUCCAAUUGUCAUUGAUGAAUUAAUGGCUCGUUUAAAGUAUAAUCAGAAUUACGUCAUUGGUUUGGAGGAAAUUAUAAAACCAGAUAAAAAAGAACUCUCAACUUACCAUAUGGUCAGACUCGGCCAAAGAUUCCUCAAUUACACCCUCCAUAAGACAUCUUUAGUCCAAAUUUACUUGAUCACCAUAUCUCUUGCGUGCAUCUACACCGAUGUAUACAACGCUGGCUAUCAAGAUAAUAGAACUAGUCUCAUAAUUUGUCUGUACUUGAUGGAUUUAGGGUUCUCCUGGAAGUUCUUAAUUAAAUAUUUUCUGCCGCACUCUGUUGAUCAGAAUAAUGACUUUUCUUCCAUUUUCUUCAAGGUGACCGUCUACAAGUGCCUUCAGAAGCGCCAAGAAAGCAUCUCCUCCAACCUGAUCCUCACCACCACCAUCUCGGUAUUUAUCUGGAUGACCCUGUUCAUCCACGUGUCGGCUUGCUGCUGGUACUUCAUUGGGGUUAUGGAAGAGAACGCUGAAGUUGGUUCAUCAUGGUUUUACAACGAGGAUGGAUAUUAUCUAUGUUGGAACAAAUACAUCUGCUCGUUGUACUUUGUGCUGACCACGUUCACACAGAAUGGUGUUGGUGACAUCUUGCCCAAGAAACAAUCAGAAGUGAUAUUUGUAUCGGUUCUGCAAAUGCUCUCCAUCAUGAUAUACAUGAUCUACGUGGGAGAGUUUUCCAACAUUAUACAGUAUUACUCAUUCCGCUCGUUUGGUUAUUAUUGCAAGAUAAUGGAGCUACAGGAAUUCUUAAAGAACAAUCGCGUAUCAAGAAACCUCGUUAAUCUGGUUCACAAAUACUCUAUACACCUCUGGACCGAGUCUCGUGGGGUCCAGCUACCAAUCUUCUUGAAAAAAGCACCAAAUUGUAUCAAACUUGAGGUGAUGUCGGCGGCUUAUUUGCAUCAUCUUUGUGCGCAUCCUAUAUUUAGGCAGUGUGAGCCAGUGUUCCUGCGGCAGCUGGUUGGAUGCUUUCAGCUUUACACGUAUAAUAAAGGAAUGCCAGUGGUCAAAGAAAAUGAGAGAACAGACAGCAUGUAUUUUGUACACUCGGGUCGAGUUUUGGAAACUUGUGAAAGCGACAGCACCACACGACUGUACUUCGCUGGAGAGAGCUUUGGAACUAUAUAUGGUCUUAUCCACAACCUGCCUUACGCGUAUUCCUACAUUACCGUCAUGAAGUCUCAAGUUUUGAGUCUCUGCCUUGGAGACUGGAUCAAUUUAUUAUCACAUUUUCCUGAUAGCAGGGAAAUAAUUGAAAAAUCUUUGAAGUUUGAUGACAGUUCCCCUGGUAGUAAACCAGAUCGAUCCAGAAAAGAGCGCAAAGUAACAAUUGCAGAAAAUACUGUAAGGAUCACGCCAGAGAAACCUUCCACAUCCGAGACAAAGACAGAAGAAGCACUCUUACAUGAAGAAAAACAACAAACAAUUCUAGAUUAUCUACCACCUAUAGAACCAUUAGAUCAUGAUGAAACUGUCGAUUUACCUGAAAAUUAUUUAUGGCCAACAGACAACAGGCGACAUUCCCUUGAAGAUGAAAAGACUUUAACAGAAGCAACUGAUAACGAUCAGUUAGAUUUAGAAGUGACUCAGAGUGAGUCAACAGAUCUUCCAAAAAUUAAUAUAACAGAUCAAGAUUUACUAAAUGAAGAAGUUCAGGAAGCUACUGAUGCGUUACUUGCUAAACUAGAAGGUACCGAUACAUCAACUGAUGAAAAACGAAGAACACGAUCAUUCGUCAUUGAAAAACUAAAACGAGAGAUAUCUGAAGGAAUUUUGGAAGAAUUAACUCACAUGAAAAGUGUUGAAGACUAUAUUUUAGAAAGAUAUGGUGAAGACACCAUAGUGGAAGAACCUACUGAAACAACUGUAGGUGUUGAUGAUGUCCAGCCAACAUCAACAGCUCGUUUAAAGCACAGUGUACACGUUCGUUAUGGCGAAAAUACGGAAGACACGAAACACGCAACACUGGAUUCUCAUGAAAUAAAACCUAUCCGAGAUUUAUCUACGAAUGAGAAGAAUUUUAAUUCCCUUGAUAGUGACAUAGAUCCAAAUGUUGUCAUUGAAACAGAUAGCAUGGAGUCAACGGAAACAUUAAUGGACAGUGACAGUGAGUCAAGUAUAGGCGAGGAGAUAAUAAAUUUAAAGAAGAAGAAGAAGAAGAAGAAAAGUUAA
Molecule: messenger RNA, 6711 nt
Organism: Colias croceus (clouded yellow)
Lineage: Eukaryota; Metazoa; Arthropoda; Insecta; Lepidoptera; Pieridae
Exons: 40
Coding region: 1-6711 (2236 amino acids)
Molecular function (GO): protein-containing complex binding
Source: RefSeq, a predicted model, not a curated record